Messenger RNA from Racocetra fulgida, 237 nucleotides. NCBI's taxonomy places the organism in Eukaryota, Fungi, Glomeromycota, Glomeromycetes, Diversisporales, Gigasporaceae. The record is from the annotation of a GenBank genome assembly.
AUGUCUUCUAAAAAGCAAUUUACUCUUGCGGAGCUCGCUGACCACAAAGAAAAGGGUUCCACUUUGUAUGUUUCUAUUAAAGGCAAAGUCUAUGAUCACCCUGGUGGCGAAGAAGUCCUUCUUGAUGAAGCAGGUCAGGAUGCCACUGAAGCAUUUGAAGAUGUUGGACAUUCUGAGGAAGCCCUUGAAAUCCUAAAAGGGUUAGAAAUUGGUGAAUUAAAAGAUGUUAGUAAUUAA